This is a messenger RNA of Tupaia belangeri chinensis (Chinese tree shrew), 5748 nucleotides long. RefSeq names its product F-box DNA helicase 1 (gene FBH1). Gene Ontology annotation, biological process: replication fork processing; double-strand break repair via homologous recombination. The record is from RefSeq and is a predicted model, not a curated record. The coding region runs from base 460 to 3708 and encodes 1082 amino acids. The transcript has 21 exons. NCBI's taxonomy places the organism in Eukaryota, Metazoa, Chordata, Mammalia, Scandentia, Tupaiidae. Gene Ontology annotation, cellular component: nucleus. Gene Ontology annotation, molecular function: 3'-5' DNA helicase activity; hydrolase activity; ATP binding.
CUUCCCAGAUGCUUCGAACCACGGUUCCGAGAGCGCACGCGGCUCCCGGGACUCCGCGCGUUGGUUGGCCUGGAGUUACUCCCUGCGGGGGUGUGUUGAGGGCCGAAAACUUAAGGGAAUGGAGUGACCUGCUCCACCGGGAGGCCCUGAAGCGGGCCAGGGGGGCCGGGGCAGGCGCGCAUAGUCUAGCUCAGCGGCCUGACCUGCACUGCGCCCGGCAGGAAUGUGGCCCAGUCUCCACGGCCGCAGCCUGUCGAGCACAGGUUGACAGCAGCAGGGACGAGCGCGGGGCCGUGGGGAGGCUCGGUGUUCCGGUGCUCCGCCUCCAAUCUGCCUUCCUUUGCAGCAGCUGAGACCCGGGAGAUCGAAGAACUGUGGGAAAGUUUCCCCUCUCCCCCUGGGCCCCAGCGGAAGCGCGAGCGGGGCGUGGCUCGCUCCCGGUGGCCCGCGACGCCUCCUAUGAUGUGCGUUUCGAUUGGUCGGAGGGACCGUCUGUCAACAAGGCCUCUCCAGUCCUGCGUUUCUCUCUAUUGGUCGCCGGGGCCGUCUAUCAGCUCCGGCGGCGGGCGCUUCCCGGGCAGCGACGGGGUGGAGCCGGAGGAGGAAGUCGGCGGCUGUGUUGGGCUAUCUGUCCGCGAGGAGGAGGAGCUCGCUGCAGGGACGCAGGGCUGGGCAGCCGGCAGCAGCAGCGGCAGUGGCGGCGGCUGGGGUCCCGGUCGGAAGCGCCAUAGUCAAGGAUGUCAGAGAUACAUCUCUGAGUUCUUCCCAUCUGUCCGGCAGCAGUGCACCAAUGACAUGGCCAAAAGCAACUCUGUUGGCCAGGACAGUUGUCAGAACUCUGAGAGUGACAUUAUCUUCCCUGCAGAGAGCAGUUGUGCCCUACCUAGGGAAAGUGAUGGAGAAGACAGAUUAGGCUCAUCAAGAUCUGUUCCAUCCACCAGGAAGCGGUCUCGGUCCUUUGAAGAAGAGGACAGUCAGGCUACAGGGACCAGCCAGGGACAUGGAGUUUCUAAGACCCCACGACAUCAUUUGUCCCUGUCAUGCACAAGGCCUAGGGAGAUCAGACAGGAAGCAGGGGACUGUUUGUCACGACUCUCUGCAGAGUCUGGAGAAACUGACCUCGAAGUUGAAGACAUUGGUCCUGAUCCCAUCCCUGACUCAUACUAUGGACUUCUUGGGACCUUACCCUGCCAUGAAGCACCAAGCCAUAUCUGUAGCCUGCCCAAUGAAGUCCUGAGGCAUAUUUUUGCCUUCCUCCCUGUGGAAGACCUUUAUUGGAAUCUGAGCCUGGUGUGUCACCUCUGGAGGGAGAUCAUCAGUGACCCUCUGUUUAUUCCUUGGAAAAAGCUGUAUCAUCGAUACCUGAUGAAUGAUGAGCAAGCUGUCAGCAAGGUGGAUGGUAUCCUUCUGAACUGCGGCAUAGAGAAGGACUCAGACCUGUGUGUGCUGAACCUCAUACGAUAUACAGCCACCACUAAAUGUUCCCCGAGUGUAGACGCUGAGAAGGUGCUGUGGAGCCUGCGGGACCAUCCCCUCCUUCCUGAGGCAGAGGCAUGUGUGCGUCAGCACCUACCCGACCUCUAUGCUGCUGCUGGGGGCAUCAACGUCUGGGCGGUGGUGGCAGCGGUGGUGCUCCUCUCUGGCAGUGUGGACGACAUCCAGCAACUGCUCUUCUGCCUCAGGAGACCUGGCUCCACUGUGACAGUGCCAGAUAUCACUGAGACCUUGUACUGCAUUGCUGUGCUUCUCUAUGCCAUGAGGGAGAAGGGGAUUAACAUCAGCAAUAGGAUUCAUUACAACAUUUUCUAUUGCCUAUAUCUUCAGGAGAAUUCCUGUACUCAGGCCACAAAAGUUAAAGAGGAACCAUCUGUUUGGCCAGGCAAGAAACCUAUCCAGCUUACACAUGAGCAACAGAUGAUUCUGAACCAUAAGAUGGAACCUCUCCAGGUGGUAAAAAUUAUGGCAUUUGCAGGCACUGGGAAGACCUCAACUCUGGUCAAGUAUGCUGAGAAAUGGUCUGGGAGUAGGUUUCUGUAUGUGACAUUCAACAAGAGCAUCGCAAAGCAGGCCGAGCUUGUCUUCCCCAGCAACGUUAUCUGCAAAACCUUUCAUUCCAUGGCCUAUGGACACAUUGGGCGGAAGUACCAAUUGAAGAAAAAGUUGAAUCUCUUCAAAUUAACACCCUUCAUGGUCAAUUCUGUCCUCGCUGAAGGGAAAGGUGGAUUCAUAAGGGCCAAGCUAGUGUGUAAGACUUUGGAAAACUUCUUUGCCUCAGCUGAUGAAGAGCUGACUAUCGAUCAUGUGCCUAUUUGGUGUAAGAACAGCCAAGGACAGAGGGUCAUGGUCGAACAGAGUGAAAAACUGAAUGGUGUCCUUGAAGCUAGUCGACUCUGGGACAACAUGCGGAAGCUGGGAGAAUGCAAAGAAGAUGCUUAUCAGAUGACUCAUGAUGGCUAUCUGAAACUCUGGCAGCUGAGCAAGCCUUUGCUGGCCUCUUUUGACGCCAUCUUUGUGGAUGAGGCCCAGGACUGUACCCCAGCUAUCAUGAAUAUCGUUCUGUCCCAGCCAUGUGGGAAGAUCUUUGUCGGAGACCCGCACCAGCAGAUCUACACCUUCCGUGGGGCUGUCAAUGCUCUGUUCACCGUCCCCCACACACACGUCUUUUAUCUCACACAGAGUUUUAGAUUUGGUGUGGAAAUCGCAUAUGUGGGAGCUACUAUCUUGGAUGUCUGCAAGAGAGUAAGGAAAAAGACUUUGGUUGGAGGAAACCACCACAGUGGCAUUAGAGGGGAUUCAAAGGGGCAAGUGGCUCUGUUGUCUCGGACUAAUGCCAAUGUGUUUGAUGAAGCUGUCCGGGUGACUGAAGGAGAAGUACCUUCAAGGAUACACUUGAUUGGGGGGAUUAAAUCAUUUGGAUUGGACAGAAUCAUUGAUAUUUGGAUCCUUCUUCAGCCAGAGGAAGAACGAAAGAAACGAAACCUCUUCAUUAAAGACAAAUUUAUCAGAAGAUGGGUGCACAAAGAAGGCUUCAGUGGCUUCAAGAGGUACGUGACUGCUGCUGAGGACAAGGAGCUUGAAGCAAAGAUUGCAGUAGUUGAGAAGUAUAAUAUCAGAAUUCCAGAACUGGUGGAAAGGAUAGAGAGAUGCCACAUAGAGGAUCGAGACUUUGCAGAGUACAUUUUGGGCACUGUGCAUAAAGCCAAAGGCUUGGAGUUUGACACUGUGCAUGUUUUAGAUGAUUUUGUGAAAGUGCCUUGUGCCAGGCAUAACCUUGCCCAGCUGCCCCACUUCCGAGUAGAAUCAUUUUCUGAGGAUGAAUGGAAUUUACUGUAUGUUGCAGUAACUCGAGCCAAGAAGCGUCUCAUCAUGACCAAAUCAUUGGAAAACAUUUUGACUUUGGCUGGGGAAUACUUCUUGCAAGCAGAGCUGACAAGUAAUGUUUUAAAAAUGGGAGUGGUUCGCUGCUGCGUGGGGCAGUGUAACAAUGCCAUCCCUGUGGACACCGUCCUCACCAUGAAGAAGCUCCCUAUCACCUAUAGCAACAGGAAGGAAAACAAGGGUGGCUACCUCUGUCACUCUUGUGCAGAGCAGAGGAUUGGGCCUCUGGCAUUCUUAACUGCCUCUCCAGAGCAGGUGCGCUCCAUGGAACGCACCGUGGAAAACAUAGUGCUGCCUAGACAUGAAGCCCUGCUCUUCCUUGUCUUCUGAGACUGCGCAUUCUCCGUGGUACAGCAUGGCUGGCUGUGAACUUCAAGUAUGGAAGAAAGCCAGUGUGGGGUAGGGUUCCCACUCCCCCGAGACUCCGAGCUCACUCACAGAGCACUUUCUGAGGAAGAAGAAGCCAACCAGAGCUGGGCCUGCCAUCUCUCCAUUCCCUACAGAGAGCCAGCUUCCACUUGCCUAUCCUCCAUAUGCAUCAGGGUGGGAAAGAUGGGAGGUUCUUUUGAUAAAAAAAAAAAAAAAACACAUUUUAUGUAUUUAAACUUUUAUUACAAGAUUUCAAUUAAACAGGCAUCAUAGCACUGCAUACCACUGUGGGACAUUGGCUUCAGUGCUAUUUUUGAAUGUCUUUGAAUUCCCUCUUUUUAAUAGAAACCAGUUUUACACUUUUCAACAGCUCCUUACUGUUUACAUGACACAUGAAGCAGAGUGAUACUUAACGUCUAGGGUGAUAAUUAACAUGCCAAAAAUGAGACUGUUGUGCUAUGGGGCGUCACGCAUGUGUAAAUGUAGUGUGAGCCUUUGCCAUUAUGAGACUCACAGCUUAAACAGGAAGGUGAUGCCAUACAUGAAAGACAAAUGCAAGAUGAUAGUAACUAGACUUCUCGUGUUCCCUGCAAGUAAAACUGAUGAUCAACAACACUUGGGAGGGAAUGCGGAGGUGGCUAGCUGCUUUGGAGGAGACAGUAGAUGAGAGAUGGGAACCUAGUUCACUGCACUGGGGUUUCCAGGUUGUGUCGUAAUAAAUUAUCAUAGAAGCUACCAGUUGGAAAACUCUCAUCACAUAAGUGUGUAUGGAUCUAGAAUCUGACAUUUUGCCAUUUAAGAGUUUCAGGAUGCUGAUGGCAGCUGGAGGGGAUGACAUGGCACCACCAAAGAUUUUAUGACAUAAGUCUCUGAGUCAAGUCGAGCAGAGUCAAGAUCUUAUAACAUCUUUUCAGGAGAAUCAUUCCAGUUACAGUUUGGAGGGGUCUUUAAGAUGGUCAGAUCAAUGAAAAGGCUAAUGGUUGUGAUCUCAGCAAAGUUUGACAGCUAGUAAGCUGGAAACUGCAGUUGCAGUGGGGCUGGUGAUGAGGGAGUGGACACAUAGCUCUGUGGUUCCAAAUGUUGGGUGCCUGGACAGCACCAUUGGUCUCCCCACCAUAGACCUUCAGCUCACUCUGAGGGUGCAGCCCAGCACUUGGCAUUGGAUAGGCCCUGUGGGUGACUCUGAGCACACUGAAUUUUAAGAAUUUCUGCUCUUGAUAAAUUAAGACAGUAGAAUCCAUAGGACUUAGUGCUUAGAUGAGGUGGCAACUCCACAAUAGCACCUCAGUAUGACUCCCUGUUUUCUGGUUGGUUCUGCAAGUAGAUGAGGGUACCCUUGUGACAGAAAAAGGAAGGUGUCACAGGUUUGUGUAAAAGUGAUGAGUUUGAUUUUGGGCAUGUUAACGUUUAGGAAUACUUGUGAGACAUCCAACUAGAAUGUUCUAGGAGAUCAUUGGGUAAGCAGAUCUGUAUUUCACCAAAGAGCCUUGGGCUGGAAGUAGAGGUUUUAGAGUUGUCAGUAUGUAUGUGGUAGGUAAGAUAGUUAAAUGUAAAGGUUUUGACAAGUUUAUCCCAGAAGUAUAAAGGAUAAGAGCAGAGAUUCAAGAAAACAGCCUGAGGAACACAGGCUUGGGGUAAAGGAAGGAAGAGGGUUUUGUGAAGAAGAUUGACAACUGAUUUGAGAGGAAUGGCCCUCAUGAGAGAGUUAUUACUGAACUCAAGAGAGGAAUCCGCUUAAGGAGAAAGUGCUCUUUGGUAUCCAAUGCUAAAAAGAGACCAAUAAACUAGGGAUGAUGAGACGGUCCUUUAACUUUCACACUGUGAAAGUCAGUGCUUCUCAAUAGCUGAGCAAUUUCAGCAAGGCCAGAAACUGACAGUAAACAGACUUCAGUGGCUAAAAUGUCAGUGUGUAAUUUCUGGUAAUUUGAGGGUUGCACGUAUGUAUUUACUUUGGUUUCUUCCUUAAACCAUACUAAAAUGAUGACAAGAAGGACUUGGUUU